Molecule: messenger RNA, 5169 nt
Organism: Octopus bimaculoides (California two-spot octopus)
Lineage: Eukaryota; Metazoa; Mollusca; Cephalopoda; Octopoda; Octopodidae
Product: coiled-coil domain-containing protein 81
Cellular component (GO): microtubule organizing center
Source: RefSeq, a predicted model, not a curated record
UGUGUGUGUGGUUAUAUAACUGGUGACAAAUGAAUAUUUUACUUCCAGUUCAUUUAGUUUCAUUUCUUCUGCUGCAGAGUGUGUUACCUCUCCUGUUGCACUUCUAUUGUUAACAACAACAAACUCAACAGCACCAAAAGAGCAACAACAUCAACAAUAUCCAUACAUGAGCCUCUCUGCAUGGUGACUUGAGACUUUAGAAAUAGCAGCCAAAUUUUUUCUUCAGAUACAUUCCACCGUCUGAAGGCAGAUGAUAUUUAAGACUUCGGCUACAUUAGUCGAUAUAGGAUUAAAAACAUGAUGCAUGGAAGGAAAACAUGGGAUGGUCAUGGCUGGAAACCUAAGCUAAUCAUAAGCUUAUUUCCUGAAGCCUGACCGAGGGUUAAAUAAGGCAAAAACAUACAAAACAACAUAAAACAUCGGUGGAAUAUAAUAAAAUCUACAGCAGAAACUUUCUUUGAUACGAAUAAGUUAUCUACAUUUUAACUAUCAAUCUAUAUACCCUCCCUCCCUCUCUCUCUUUCACUUUCUCUCCCUAUAUAUAUAUAUAUAUAUAUACACGUAUAUAUACACACACAAACUCACAAACAUACAUACAUAUGUACAUACAUAUAUAUGUAUAUAUAUGUGUAUAUAUAUAUAUAUGUAUAUGUAUAAAUGUAUUUGUUGCAAAACUUGCCUAAGUAAGUCGAACAAACAAAUACAAGCUAAAUAUUGAUAAUAAUAAUAAUAAUAAUAUUAAUAAUAAUAAUAAUAAUAAUAAUAAUAAUAAUAAUAAUAAUAAUAAUAAUAAUAAUAAUAAUAAUAAUAAUAAUAAAAAGGCACAGGAACAACAAUUGGCCACAGCAGAGAUGGAUGAGUUUUACCGAGAAGUUUCAGAAAGCAAGUUACCAACAGUCAGUGGAAUAUUAGAAAAAGAUGUUCAUUCGAUUUGGGAAUGUGUAUCAGAUUUCAUUGAGAAACAAAUGUCUCUUCACAAAGGUGUACAUAUCAGCGGGCUUGGUACAUUCAGCUUCUCUCAGCAGAAAAUAGAUACAGGCAACAAGCAAAUGUCCCUCAGUCGUCCUGUGUUUGUGUUUUCAGAGCGUCUAAUUUCCUCCCUAGGUUUGACUUGCAGCAAACCCUACACUCCAGGUAAUAUACAUAUUGUGAGCAUGAAUUAUGCCACAAUUGCAUUUGAGACUAAUUUCUCCAGAGAUGUUGCUGAAAAUUGUGUUAAAGAAUUACUGUCUGCAUUUUAUCGAGCAAUAAAUAAUGAAAAAAAUGUCGAUCUUAUUUUCAACAAAAUUGGUCGGCUGUCUGUGAGAAGAAAGAAGUGCAAAAUGAAAUUCUACAAACAAUUCAUUGAACUCUUUGACAAAUCUGGUUCACUUGUGCAGGCAAUGCAACAGCGUUUCGACACACCAGAUUCUGUGGUAACAGAGAGAUCUCAAGUAAAGUCCAGUCAAAUUGUCCUUCCAGGUUCUUUGAAAGCUGCUGAAAGUCCCUGUCAGAUGAACCAAGUUCUUGAAGAAAAUUUCGAAGAGAAUGUUCCGGAAGCUUUACCUGAAGAACCACUUGUCACAGAUGAUGGAUUAGAUGAAAAUCCUUUUGUUCCUGCUUUAGAGCUUAACCAGGUCAAUGUCAUUGACAAUGUUCCUGCUGAAAACACACCUGUCCACAGUCCACCUGCAGAAUUCACCCCUGUUGCAGAUGUAGCGACUAAUGUCAUAAUUGAAAAUGUGAUGAGAACAAACUUUGAGAGGAACACAGGAGCGGGGAUUUUGAUAACUGGUCAAAACAUCACCAAUCCUGAUAUGUCUCACAGAACUGAUGAAAAUGAGAAUUUUUCUAACCGAAGUGUUUAUUCAUUGGAAGAUACUUCAACAAAAGCACAAUAUGGUAAACCAAACUUUGCAAAGGAAGCACACACUGAAGCAUUUAACAAUUGCUUCCCAGUGUUAGAAAAAUCUCGAUCUGCUGGGUCUUUAAAUCGUACAAGAAGAUCUUCCUAUCGGCAAAGUCACACAGCACGGGAGCCAGUUGUUCAAGCUUGUUGUGAUCACCAUGGUAGUGGACAGGAGAUAUGCUAUUUGUGUCACCAGCGUGAACAACGGAAUGUCUACAUGCCAUUUACAGAAGAGAAAGCUCGCAGAGAUAAAGAAGAAGAUCUGUUGCUUCGGAAAUAUUCUGAAAUGAAGAACACAGAACAUCUUUUGCAGGAAAAGGAAAAGAAGGCCCUGUUAAAACGAGAACUGCAUGACAUGCAGAAAAGUAACUUUGAAGUGGCUGAAAUGAAACAUGCUAGAAAGAAAGAACGGGACGUAAACUUUAUGCAGAGUUAUUUAUUCCACCAUCGACCAGAAACACCACCAUUAUUUACUAAAAUGUUACCUUAUAGUAAAGAACUACAGAAACAAAUAGAACUAAAAAAUCUAGCUUCCUUGAGAGAGCAAGAGAAAGAAAAUUUCGAAAGUCAAGCUGAGCAGAUAAACUUGGCUACAAGUUUAACAAAACAAAGAGAAGAUUAUUUUAAAGAGAGAUCCAGGAAGAUGAAUCUGUAUAAGACAAUUCUAGACAAACAGGUGCAUGAGAAAACACUGAGCCAACAACAGAGUUGUGGGAUCGAAGAGGAAGAGAAUAUAAGAGAAGGAGAAGGGGCUGGUUAUUUUGGUAAAAACGACGUAACGGCAGAGUUAUUGGCCGAGAAGAAGAGGAAGGCCAAUGAAGUCAUGAAAGAACAAUUCAAGAUGAUGGCUCAACGGAAACGAGAAGAAAUACUAAAAAGGAUGAAGGAGCAGCGGGAAGAGGAGAAAAUUCUAAGGAAGAAUAGAACAGAUCUGCUAAACGACAGAGCUAUGAAAUGUCAACUUAAUUAUGAGCUGUACAAAGAUCUAGAGUCAGACUGGAAACACCGUGCCAUGUUAAAGCAACAGAACCUUCAGAAGGCUAAAGAGAAAGCUCAACAGCUUGAUAUGUUGCUACAAGAUCAGUGUAACCGGUAUCAUCGCUGCCAACAGUGUAAGAGAUGUUUGUGGAAUCGAGGUUCCGGGAAUAUUUGGGCAGAUACAUAUUUUAUUCCUGGUUCCAGAUAUUUUAUAUGAAGUGGACAAUCAAAAAUAAUUGUAGAAUUACUAUUUGAUUAGUGGUUUUAUUUACGAAUUAGGUUAUGGUUGCAGUCAUAUGUCGAGGUUUGUACAUCCUUUAAGUAUAUAUUAGAGGGGAAUUAAAAUAUUCUUCAAUCAAUAAUAACCACUACUCAGCAAUACUUAAACACCCAAAAUGUCUGUCAAUAUAAACAUAUUUGUUGAGUACUAGUCAUAUUUUCUCUUCGAAACGUUAUUAUUAUUAUUAUUAUUAUUAUUAUUAUUAUUAUUAUUAUUAUUAUUAUUAUUAUUAUUAUUAUUAUUAUUAUUGAGUGAGAGAGGAGUGCAUGCCAUCAAAGUGACACUGGGAUAAAAUGUACGAAGCCCAAUAUACUCAUUAUGACUACUCGUCUGAUAAGGAUACACAGGCAUAUGCAUCACAACCAAAUGUGCACGACAUGGUGAUCUCAUAUCAAGAUAAACAGCGCAUGACCUUGAAAGUGGGGCCCAGUUAGAAAUGUUCUUCUGGUUGAGUAGCCUAUCCUGCUCAAAAGGUCCUUGAAUAAGGGUUGUUUAAGGAUGUUGAACGAAACACCCAUGUUUCCAGAGGCAAAUUAUUCAAACUCCAAAGAAUUCCUCUCAACACAUGGCUAUGAUGCUCCCCCACUACUUCUGCUCGUGAUCAGAGAUGCACAUAUCGUCAGCCACCUAGGGACAUGCUCAGCUGGUUAAGGUCAAACAACUGACAAGCAAAUCUGUGGUAUUGAGCAGAAUAUUUGCUGUAGCCUAUCUUUUACACCAAGACAAAACAAUGUACAUGAUAACACUUCCAAUCACUUAAGAUCAGAAACCAUGAGAGCCAGUGCCUGGUAUUGCAUUAGGGCAAAUAUUAUCAUCAUCAUCAUCAUCAUCCUCAUCAUCAGUCGUCGUCAUCUUAUAAAGGCAAUGAAUACAUGGGCCAUACUACCAUUAUAUUCUGCUUUUUUUUUUAUAAAAUGGACUAAGAGAAAGCUACAAAUCUUAGAUAGAACUAGGAAACUGCUCAAUAUAUAAAUAACUGAUUCUCUUAAAACUCUUUCAAAACUGAAAUACUACAAAUUUAACAGAAUUGUAGUUUUCAGAUCCUGGUCUCUUUUCUCUCCAAUAUAUCAGUGUUAAUCAUAAAUAACACUCGCAGUAAGACGUCUAACUUGGUAUUACAUAAAGUUUCUAGGUCAGUCUUGGAACAACUCGUAUAAAACAAAGCAACAACAACGUGAAUAAUAAUAAUAAUAAUAAUGAUAAUAAUAAUAAUGAUAAUAAUAAGAACAACAACAAUAAUAAUAAUUCCUUUUAUUGGCCACGAGGGCCCAAGACAUGGAGGACAAUACUGAAGGACGAGUUACAGUACACAAAACAAAAAAACAAAAAACUACCACAUUAAGGGAUAUAACAGAGGAUAUAUAAUAGAAAUUAGAGAAGCAAAUAAUAAUAAUAAAUAAAUGAAUAAAUAAAAUAAAUAAAUUAUUAGAAUCCCCAAUAGCGAGGCAGUCCAUUUAAGGUAAUCUGGAGAAAACUCUAUACAAAACCAUUGGUGAGUAAUGGUUAACAUUGUUUUAGAAUAUUUGCUUUUUGUUGUAGACGUUUUCCUAUUGGUAUUUGUUGUAUGGUUUCAACUGCAGUACAGAACUAUUUGUGGAGAAUUUAAGUUUUUACUAGACGUGUGUUUGUAUGUACAUAGCAGGAAAAAAAACCCCAAUUAAAUCUGCAGCUAUUUGGAGACCAGGUUAUUUAUCACUAUCUCUUUAGGAGAGAUUGUAGUACAAUUUCUCUAAGAGAGAUAGUGACAGAUAAUAACCUACGUAUAGUAGGACGGCCAAUUCCAGAUGCAUACAUAGUCACAGGUUACCAAAUGCUAUAACAAGCACACAUUCAUAUUUACAGACACACUCAUACACAUAUACACAAACACAUAUACACAAACACAUAUGCACAAACACAUAUAUACACACGCAUGCAUAUUUAUAUUGUAUUUCAUAAUUUUUUAUAAAAUUUCAAACCGUAUAACAAAAACAAGUGAUCGCUUUAGCUUUAAUUAUUUUAUAAAAUAAAAAUUCUAACACAC